Molecule: messenger RNA, 807 nt
Organism: Lycium barbarum (goji berry)
Lineage: Eukaryota; Viridiplantae; Streptophyta; Magnoliopsida; Solanales; Solanaceae
Exons: 6
Coding region: 1-807 (268 amino acids)
Source: RefSeq, a predicted model, not a curated record
AUGGUCAUUGAUGGUAUUUCUGCUCCUGGAGAAUCCAGAAAUAGUGGCGCUCAAGCGGAUAAAGACAUUAAAAUAAUUUGUUUUUCCCGCUCUUUUCGGGUUCAGGCACAAGGAUUUUCUGGAGGAAUUUGGGUUCUUUGGCGGGACUGCUUGGAUAUUGAGGUUUUAUCUUUCACUUUUCAGUAUGUGAAUUUGAAGAUUUCUGUUUUAGGCUUGUCAGAUUUUAUCUUUACUGCUAUUUAUGCAAGUCCAAUAGCAUGUAUUGGUGGAGCAAUUAGAGGGAGUCAUCCUUUCUCUUACUUCCAGAAUUUUAUUAAUUCUUCAAGCUCAAUUGACAUGGAUUUUCAAGGUCCCAUUUGGACUGGGCACAUGGGUCUAAUCAAGGAAAGGUUAGAUCGGCAUCUUUGCAGUUUAAAUUGGCGUUUGAUGUUUGAUUAUGCUUUGGUUGUUCACUUGCCAAGAGUCUUAUCUGAUCAUCUACCCCUCCUGCGACUUGGGAUUCUUUUGCGGAUAUCAAUGAGGUUCUCUUCUUUUGCUCAUAAAGUUUCUGAUUGGAACAAAAAUGUAUUUGGAAAUAUUUUUGAAGGGAAGAAGCGCAUCUUAGACCAUCGUCAAGGGGCUGUUUUCACCCCUAAAUCUGAUGAAUGCAUGAUUUCUCAUAAUAAAGAGGUUUUAUUUGAUGAAGUUCAUAAUGCUCUUUUUGAGAUGAAACCAUUCAAAGUGGCGGAUGUUGAUGGCUUUCGUGCAGUUUUUUUCCAAUCCAUUCCAGUUGGGAGAUUAUUAAAAGCUCUAUAUGAUGCAAACUAG